AUGCAUGCGGUCCUAUUUCUUCUCGCUCUGUUCUUGUUGAGCAAGGCCAAACCGUUGGAUGAAAACGGACGCAGUGCUGAGAAGGUCGAAUAUGAGAUUCGCAGUGGAAGAAACAUUGUGGAAGCACAAAACGUGGAGCUUAGAGAACAGUCUGAAAAGACUGCUGCAAUGAAAAAAAGUGCGGAUGUGAACAUCUUAAAAAGUGGUUUAUGGAAUCUUGCCAAAAAAGCUGCCUCAUUCAUUUUCAAGUCAGCGAGAAAACGUCUUGCAACCUUGACUGAUCAAAUCUCCAGUUGGCUUAGAGGUGGUUCAAGCAGUGAGACAGGCGCAAUGUCGACUGCUGCACAUGCGAUUGAACGCAGAAGACUAGAUGAAAGCGAGCAGGGGCAUAUUUCUAGAUACAAAACAAAACAACCCUUUGGGGAGAGAAAUUAG
Cylicocyclus nassatus is the source of this 435-nucleotide messenger RNA. Lineage: Eukaryota; Metazoa; Nematoda; Chromadorea; Rhabditida; Strongylidae. The record is from the annotation of a GenBank genome assembly.